AUGUAUGCAAGAAGUAUACUCUUGAUUGCUUCAGUUCUACAAGAUGUCUUAGCCUCUUUCUUACGGGUGGAAUCCGGCCAUCAGCGGAUAUUGAUUGAUGGACGUGAUCCUUAUGUUGGCUUUUUCACGCAAAUUGAGUUCAGUGAACUUACCUGUGUAAGUGCGGUAGCUAUACAUUGUCUCAAACCAUUGACCGGUGCUGAAGAAAUUGAUAUUUUAUAUUCCGAAUGUGAACGCGACCAUUGGAAAGUCGCACAUUACACCAAUACAAAAGAAGUCUACACAUUAGGAAAGGAAGUAUUAGCAAGACGGUUAUCAAUAGCUAGCCCACUUGAGCUUUCCAUUAUUGAUGUUCAAGUGGAGUCGUGUGGCAGUAGUAACUCAACGAUCGCAGAGUAAGU
This is a messenger RNA of Cylicostephanus goldi, 401 nucleotides long. The record is from the annotation of a GenBank genome assembly. Lineage: Eukaryota; Metazoa; Nematoda; Chromadorea; Rhabditida; Strongylidae.